AUGACGCAAGACGAAAUUUACUGCGAGAAGCUAUUUGAGCGUACAGUGUGUCGCGAUCUUUCCGGGCGCUAUCACGUUCAAUAUCCCUUUAAGGAGUCCUGUGACCUUGCUGCUCUAUCCGAUUCUAAAUCAGAUGCCCUUCGACUAUUCGCAUACCAACAAGCGCGCCUUCAAAACAAUGCCACACUGAAUGAAAUGUAUACAGCGUUUAUGGCUGAGUACAGAAAUCUUGGUCAUAUGGAGCCAGUCCUAUCUGACGAUUUUGCGCAUCCAGUAUGUUACAUUCCUCAUCAUGGUGUGUACAAAAAGGGUAGCACUACGACGAAGCUUCGCACUGUAUUUAAUGCUUCAAGGAAAUACAAAGGUGGAAUUUCUCUAAACGACUGUCUUCAUGUUGGACCCAAGCUGCAGAGCGACUUAAGCUCCAUCAUUUUAAAAUGGCGAAUGCGUCGAGUUGUGUUCAUAGCGGACAUUGAAAAAUGUUAUCGCCAGAUUUUAGUCAGCAGACCUGAUGCUGAUAUGCAGCGGAUUGUCUGGCGUGACAAACAGGGCAAUCCAGCCAUUUACCGGUUGCUCACUGUAACUUACGGCUUAAAUUGUUCGCCCUAUCUCACCAUUAAGGUUCUGCACACGCUUGCUACGGAUGAAGAACACGAUUUUCCGGCAGCAUCAAAAAUAUUAACGGAGUCAUUUUACAUGGAUGAUUGCCUGCAUGGUGCCGCAACCGUGGAAGACGCUCUGAAUAUUCAACGCCAUCUACAACAGCUUUUGCAGCGCGGCGGAUUCAACCUUCGGAAGUGGAUGUCCAACUCUACUGAAUUUAUGCGCCAUCUGUACACUGAAGACGAAAACCUUGGGCUGUCCCGCAACUUAAAUCUUGAUAGCGAAACAAACGCUCUAGGAAUUUAUUGGCUGUGCGACACUGACAGCAUCGGUUACAAGACAAACGUAACACCUAUCAUUGGAGACGUCACAAAGAGGCAGCAAUUGUCCGAUGUGGCCAAAAUCUAUGACCCGCCGGGUCUACUAGCACCUGUCGUAGUUAAAGGUAAAGCUAUUUGUCAGCAGCUGUGGUUAUCGGGUGUCGAUUGGGACGAUCCCAUUCCUGAUCCACUUCAACAAGAAUGGCGACGCUUUAGAGACGAAAUGCCUCAAAUCAGAGAACUCAAAGUGCCCAGGUGGGUUGGAGCUGAGCCCAGUGUAUCCAGUUACCAACUGCAUGUAUUUUCUGAUGCCUCUACUGUGGCAUAUGCUGCUGUCGCGUACCUUCGUGUGGAAACUUCAGGUAAUGAUGUAAAAAUAUCAAUUCUAACCGCUAAGACUAAGGUGGCACCACUGAAGAAGAUAACCAUCCCGUGUUUGGAGCUAAAUGCUGCUCGACUCGCAGCGAAAGUAGCCGCCAAAGUGCUGUCAACACUGCAACUCCCAGCGAUUCGACUUUACUGUUGGUCGGAUUCCAAAACCACGCUCAGCUGGAUUCGAUCAAAUCCUGGUAAACACAAGCAAUACAUCAGCAAUCGUGUAACUCAAAUCCAAGAGUUAACACCAAUCAACGCUUGGAAGUAUGUACCUACUACAACGAACCCAGCCGACAUUGCAUCCCGGGGCAUUUUCCCGUCUCAGCUCGCAGGGUUGUCGCUGUGGUGGCGGGGACCUCCGUGGCUAAAUCGUCACUCAAGCACCUGGCCUGAACAACACAACGGUUCGACAGAUCCAGACGAAGAAUUAGUUCUCUCCCCAGUGACGAUUCCGGAAGAGUCCAAACCAACCAUGCUCACGACAUUGCUCCAAAAAUACUCGAAUCUCAACAAGCUAUUGACAGUCACAUCUUGGUGUCAGCGUUUCCUUGCCGCACUGAUGAAGCGACCCCAUGAAACAACUCUAUGGUGCACUGUGACUGAAAGAACCGCGGCCUUGCAAUUCUGGAUAAGCAAACCGACUUGCCAGAAGAGCAAGCUCCUCAAAUUGAACCCAGUUUUGGAUGACGAUGGUAUUUUGCGUUUAAACGGGCGGUUGAAGAACGCAAACAUGCCUUUCUAUGAACAGUUUCCAUGCUUGUUACCGAAACAGGAUCCUCUGUGCACGUUACUGAUCAGUCAAGCGCAUGACUAUACGUUGCACGGCGGCGUUCAAUCGACUCUCAACUUUAUAAGAAGAAGAUACUGGAUUAUUGACGCUCGUUCGUCAAUCAGACGAUUCAUUCAUCGUUGA
Molecule: messenger RNA, 2211 nt
Organism: Anastrepha obliqua
Lineage: Eukaryota; Metazoa; Arthropoda; Insecta; Diptera; Tephritidae
Exons: 2
Coding region: 1-2211 (736 amino acids)
Source: RefSeq, a predicted model, not a curated record